Molecule: messenger RNA, 300 nt
Organism: Rangifer tarandus platyrhynchus (Svalbard reindeer)
Lineage: Eukaryota; Metazoa; Chordata; Mammalia; Artiodactyla; Cervidae
Source: the annotation of a GenBank genome assembly
AUGGCAGGAGUUCAGCUUCAAAGGCCAUGGGGCCGAGCAGGUCGUGUCCUUCAGCCUGUCCUUCCCCAAGGCUCCCUCACACCUCCCUGGCCCCAGGGGGCUGGGUGCCAUCUCCUGCCAGUGCUGUCCAUGGUGUGGGUGGGGUCCAUGGCCUCUCCAUGGCCACCCCAGCUUAGGCCCCUCUGCCAGCCUCCACCCACUCCCCCUGCCUUUGGGGCCCUCCUUGCUCUGCUCCCCACAAACAUCAGACUCUGCCUUCCCACACCUGUGCCUUUGCACGGGCUGCUGUCUUGCCCCUAG